AAACAUUUGAAAUAGAUUUAUAGCCAAGGUCUCUGAGCUCGGCUGAAGCGAGGGGUAUUGAAAGACCAUGGAAUCUUUUUAUCUGGUAGCCCUUUUGUUGGCAUUAUUUUGUCCCAAUGCUGUCGCUGACAAUCCAAUGGAGAAUGAAGGUAUGUUCGAGGGAGAUAUAGCUGGGGUCGAUCCUUAUAUUCUCACUGAUAGAAAUGCUGUUGUGGAUGAAGCAGAACUUUGGCCAAACGGCAUUGUGUACUACGAAAUAGAUUGGAAACUAAGAGAUGUCAAAGACAUCAUACAAGAAGCCUUUGACGAAUAUGAAAAGAAAACAUGCGUCAGAUUUAAACCAAAGACUGCUGCGACUAAAGAUUACAUCAAGCUCACCAUUGUAACUGGUUGCUGGUCUUCUGUCGGACGCAAAGGAGGUGAACAGGAGAUUUCUCUGAGUGAGGGAUGUCACGACAAGGUGUCAGCUGUCCACGAGAUCGGUCACGCCCUCGGCCUCUGGCACGAGCACAGCAGGUCCGACAGAGACGACUACUUGGAGAUCCUUUGGGACAACAUCAAACCAGGUGCUGAACAUAACUUCCUGAAAUUGAAACCCUGGGAAAACAAUUUGCUGGGAGAAGAGUUUGAUUACAAAUCCAUUAUGCUUUACGGAGAAUAUGCUUUUGCCAAGGAUCGCAAAUCGAUGACAAUGAGGCCUAGAAAGAAGGGGGUCGUCAUCGGUCUAAUCAACGAUAAACCCGGACUCAGCGACAGUGAUGUUCGUCGCAUCAACAAACUGUACGAAUGUGACGGCAACGUACGUCCACCACCACCUGAUGUGCCUGACUUCAAGUGUGACUUUGAAGUGGAUAUGUGCGGCAUGGAAAACCAUGAAAACAACCAGAAAGCAAAUUGGGAAAUCGUUAAAGGAACCCUUGGUGGAAGAACAGGGAGCUACGUGUCGGUAGAUGCAGCUGCUGCAUCUUUCCGCAAAGUUCGUCUCAUCACUCCGUUCUUUGGUGCCUAUGGCCGCAAGAAAGCUUGCUUCAAGUUCGACAUCUACUUCAAUGGAGGCGGAGUUGUAGCACUUGACGUCAUGCUGCACAGCAUCAACACAUCUAAACUCGUUAUGAAGCAUGUAAAUAAAAGCGAUGAAUGGCAGAGUGUUAAGAUACCUAUAGAUCUUGAAGGCGAUAUUAAAUUUUCUUUGGAUGCCCGCACAAGAAAGUCUGAUGGCGAAGGCGUCAUCGCUUUGGACAACAUUGUCUACCAGCUUCGGGAAUGCGAUUGAAGAGAAAAAAAGAAACUAGAGUCACUAGUGGCAUAACUGUUAAUUUAUUAAAAAUUAAUUAAGAAUUAUUAAAUUACUGUUAUUUAUUUGCUUUUAGAAACUGUGAACAGAUCUCUGCAAUAGAAUGUAUGUGUGUGAAUUUGUACAGUAAUAGUAAUAUGAAUGUUAGAUAUUUAAUAAAUAAUUUGUUAAAAACAGAAAUGCUUACAUCUUCCAUGUUUUGUAAAAGUUUUAUUCCUGAAUAAACUCUAUUUAUAAGAAC
Molecule: messenger RNA, 1535 nt
Organism: Argiope bruennichi
Lineage: Eukaryota; Metazoa; Arthropoda; Arachnida; Araneae; Araneidae
Product: astacin-like metalloprotease toxin 1
Exons: 10
Coding region: 68-1273 (401 amino acids)
Biological process (GO): proteolysis
Cellular component (GO): membrane
Molecular function (GO): metalloendopeptidase activity; zinc ion binding
Source: RefSeq, a predicted model, not a curated record